GAUUGGUCAAAAGACCAAUUUGUGGGAAAAAAGGAUCAGAAUUGGGCUGCCUGUGUAAACGCAGCCAGAGAGCAAGUGCGACUACAUUAUUAACUUUCCCUUCUCUUCAAAGGUCACCUCACUCUUCACCUUCCAUAAACUACCGUACCAGGUCUGGCUCAUGAUGGUGAAGAGGCGUAUGUUUCCUCUACUGAUAGCUUCUGCUCUGGCAGUCAUGGUCUACAUCAUCUUCACAUUGUCCAGGUACCGUGAAGACUGCCGUACGAUCAAGAAACUAAAUAAAAGUGGUAAAAGGAAAAAAUUGUCUUGGACACACAUUUCUGCUGUAGAAAUACAACAUCUGUCCAUGAUUCCUCAGGUCACAGCCAGGCAACCACCAGCACCUCUAUCCGCGCCACAUCUCUGACCAGUCCAUCACGCCUGUCAACGACACCAAACACUUCAUGGUGGGGGCCUACAAGGAACAUCGUGUGACGGGAUGCUCCGUACGCAUCAUCAGUAUCUUCAGACGAGACUCUGUCCAGCCUCUGUACUGUGUGUUCUACUGUGGGACUCACUGGGCUAAUGGAACGAAGGCUGAAGUCCAGAUGCACUCUGACCACUUUGGUACCUGCUAUUUGCUAUUUGGUUUUAGCCCUGCACUGACACACCUGAAUCAACACCUGAAUUAAUGAAAUAAGGGGCUUGGUGAUUCGCUGAUUAGUUUGUUGAUUUAGUUUUCCCUAUACUGUAAAUAUAUGUGUCCCUGUUCUGUAUUGGGAUAAAGGUUUCCCCUUCGUGACGACCGACGUCCUUUGUCCGAAUCUUCCCGACUGCAACCCGUCACACGUGACCCUCGCCACACAAGCUGACGCCAAGCUCGCUCGGAACCAAUCCUUCCUCCGCAUCCAGAACCUUGUGAAAAUGGAGGAAGAGGAGUUUCAAUUCAACUUCACUGUCUGUUGGUCCAAUUUAUUUGGUGAUUAUAACAACGUGCUUCAGGUCACCCAGACUCUGGAGAUGUACAAGUGGGUAUUGAUUGAGUGAUUGUUUGGUUGGUUGAUUGAUUGAUCGAUUAAUCAACUGGUUGAUUGAUUGAUUAAUGAAUUGCUAUAUUGCAGGUUGUUGGGAGUGCAGCAUGUUGUGGUGUAUAACACCAGCUGUGGACCAGACCUGGAGAGACUGCUACAGAGUUAUACACAGGAGGGCUUUGUGGAGGUAGGAAUUGAUUGAUUUGAUGGAUGGAUUGAUAGAUAGAUAGGAUUAAUUAAUUGACUAAUUGAUUGACUGCAGGUGGUGCCCUGGCCUAUCGACCAACACAUGAGCCCGUCCCGUGGGUGGCAACCCAUUGAACAUGGAGGGGACAUCCACUACUACGGCCAGUUGACCACUCUGAAUGACUGUGUCUACAGACAUAUGUAUCAGUCACGCUAUGUACUGCUGAACGACAUAGAUGAGAUUAUAACUCCAUACCAGCAUCAAACCCUGCCCCAGAUGAUGGAUGUACUUCAGAAGCAACACCCAAAGGUAGGGGGAGGACUCAGGGAAGUAGUGUGUAUGUGUGUUAAGGAAGAUCAUUAUGUGUGUAGUGUGCAUGAUAGGCUGUGUUUACACAGGCAUCCCAAUUCAGAAUUUUUUGCCAAUUAUUUGGCAUAUCUGAUACAAAUCCGAUAAUGUGUAAACAGGAAUUUCUGAUCUUUGGUGUUUUUGGUUUUUAAUAGUUUUUUGGGCCAAUCACAUCAGAUCUUCUCACAGCAGAUAUUUUUUAGAACUGAACUGAUUGGUCAAAAGACCAAUUAGUGAAAAAAGAUCUGAAUUGGGCUGACUGUAAACGCAGCCAUGGAAUCUUACCUUUUGAGUUCUGAUACCACAUUCGUCUGUGGUUCUCAUCCUCAGUCUGGAUGUUCAGAUCAGAAUUGUUGUGCUCUGAAGUGUUUGUUUUUGCACAUGACCUGCCGUUACCAAGAUAACCACCCCAACAUUUAAAGAAACAGUGACAGGAAAUGAGCAUUGUGUUUGCGUGCUAUUUCGUAUGCUACAUCAGUGUGAAUGUGCAAAUCUGAUAUGGGUCAAAACACAAUAAAAGUGUGGACAGUGAGAAAAAUAGAUUGGAUAUGAAGGAAAAAAAUCUGAAUUCAUUCUCUCUCUUUCGCCUUCUCUCACUCCACCCGCAUCUCCCCAGGCCGAAGUGUUCCUCAUAGAGAACCACAUCUUCCCUAAGUCCCAGUUUGAGCCCAGUGGAAAGUUUGAACGGCCCCGCUGGAGGGAUGUUCCAGGGAUCAACAUCAUGGAGCACAUCUACAGAGAGGAGCCAGACUAUCGCAUCUACCACCCUUCCAAGAUGAUAGUACGGCCCAGGUUAGAAUCUACCACCCCUCCAAGAUGAUAGUACGGCCCAGGUUAGAAUCUACCACUCCUCCAAGAUGAUAGUACGGCCCAGGUUAGAAUCUACCACCCCUCCAAGAUGAUAGUAUGGCCCAGAGUAGUAUACUAAGAAGCUAGCUAGAUAUACUCAGGGUUUUCUAAAGCUAGCCAGCUUCAGUUAGCUUCACCUUCCAGCUCAGGCUUCAUCAGUAUUACAGACUUGUAACUGCGCAUGCAUGUCACACGUGGCUAGUCGAACGCCAAACUCUUCAUAAACCCCUUUCUGUGUUUGCAAGCAAUGUCCUGCUUAACAUAAUGUGUGUGUCAUCAUCGCAAAUCAACUGCAUUACACUUAAAAAACACUUCAACUUCAACCAGUUAAAUGGCUAUUUUUCUAGCUUUUGCUACAGCCUAUGUAAAUGAGCGUUAGCAUUCUAGCUAACAACUGCUGCAUCCAAAAUAGUUAUUUUGCAAAGAUCACAACCAAAUAUAAUCUUAGCGGCUGUUCAAGCAAUAAUCAAACGUCAUUGUAACCCCAAAAAGUUAUUUUGUUUAGAAGUAAUAAAAACGUACUAUGAUGAAUGGGCGCAGAUGGCGAUGGCUUUCUUACUGCAGCCAAGAGUCGUGCGCAUCUGUGCGUGACGUCAGUGUGUCGUAUAAAGGUGUAUAUUAAGACAAUGCUGAAACAUAAAUCCAUGGGCGAGUCAGUGUCACAUUUUCAUUAUUUCCUAAAUCAACAUGAAAGAAAAGCUAUCUUGCAAAUUCAGCAGGUGAUGUUGUGAAAAAGGUCAUUAGAAGUUCUCUCUUUGUUUUAUUACGUAUCGUUAAUGCCGUCUUUGGUGUGCUUAUCAAUGCACACGCACCUUUUUUCUCACUCUUAUCGAUAAAAUAAUUGUAUAAAGUCAUACAAAAGUUAUACUGUGUGUGAAGUUUCAAAUGCAGCCAGUCAUUACUUAAUGUGUAAUGUGAUAAGUAUUUUAAUAUUACGAUUAUUUUACACAAAAAAAAUACAUUUGAUUAAUACAAUAUUUAAUCAGUGGUCUUCUUCAAAUGAAAGGGAUGAUGGGAACCUGAUUUCAUUGGUCCUCAACUCACGACUAAGACAUUUCAUUCAGGAUAAGUAGAGUUAGCCCUGAGUUUGCCUGCCCCAGAGCAGGUUAGUUCUGAAGGAUUCGUUGCCAUAGAAAUGUACCUGGCUAAAAGGUGAGCCACAUUUGUGUUAGUGGUUAUCUCAAGUUGAACUCAGAGUUCGUAGUAUAGGGCUCUGGUUAGAAUCUACCACCCCUACAAGAUGAAAGUACGACCCAGGUUAGAAUAGAAUAGAACCUCUGUCUAACAACCCUUCUGUGUCUCUGACUCCAGGGCAGUGGAGCAGACGUCGGUCCACUCUGUCUAACAACCCUUCUGUGUCUCUGACCCCAGGGCAGUGGAGCAGACGUCGGUCCACUCUGUCUAACAACCCUUCUGUGUCUCUGACCCCAGGGCAGUGGAGCAGACGUCGGUCCACUCUGUCUAACAACCCUUCUGUGUCUCUGACCCCAGGGCAGUGGAGCAGACGUCGUUCCACUCUGUCUAACAACCCUUCUGUGUCUCUGACCCCAGGGCAGUGGAGCAGACGUCGUUCCACUCUGUCUAACAACCCUUCUGUGUCUCUGACCCCAGGGCAGUGGAGCAGACGUCAGUCCACUCUGUCUAACAACCCUUCUGUGUCUCUGACCCCAGGGCAGUGGAGCAGACGUCAGUCCACUCUGUCUAACAACCCCUUUGUGUCUCUGACCUCAGGGCAGUGGAGCAGACGUCGGUCCACUCUGUGCUGCGUAACUUCGGCCAGACAGUGAAGGUUCCUCCUGAUGUGUGUCAUAUCAUCCAUGUCAGAGUUCCCCUACGAGGACGACUGACCAAGAAAGAGCUGCAUGAAGACAAGAGGGUCUGGGACUAUGAGAGACAACUGGUGCCUAAUGUUGAUAAAGCACUAGAUCAAGCAGGACUACUAAUCUGAGGGUAGGAAGGAAGGAAGGAAG
Coregonus sp. 'balchen' is the source of this 4364-nucleotide messenger RNA. The record is from the annotation of a GenBank genome assembly. Lineage: Eukaryota; Metazoa; Chordata; Actinopteri; Salmoniformes; Salmonidae.